CAUCGGUAAUGAUGUGCAGUUGAUAUUCCUUUCAAUAAUGAGUAGGUGUCUCGACAGGUUAAGGUACAGAUGCUGUGAUUGUAGCCUUAAGACUUUUGGGUUCGUGUAUGGUUGGAUGGGAGUGAUCCUAAGGAUUGUCGUAACUAUGUUCUUGGCAGUAACGCUUUCAAGGAUAACCGAUUACGACCAUGACAUUUUCGCAAUAGGCCUGAUCACAGCUUUGACUUAUGUACAAGUCUCACUAGUCAGUUGCCUGUUUUUUAUAAUAGGGAUCCAAAAGGACAAACCGUACUUUUUGCUUCCCUAUACAGUCAUAGGAGGCAUGGAGUUAGCUCUUGGACUUGGAGUAUUUAUCUUCAUCACGGUGAUCUUUAGCAAAACCGUCUGGAAGUAUCUACUCGCUGCUUUCAUCCCAGUGAGCUUGCUAAUAAUGGGAAUUUACAUGUAUUUCUGGAUAAAAUCCAUUCAGCUGUUCAGACAAAUGGAGAUAGAUGUUAGCAGGAAAAUAGAAGAGACUGCCAGGAUAGAAAGUCUAAGACAAUCUCUUGCUCUUUAUUGAUUUUUAGCCAAAAUGCAAGAGCCUUACUUGUUCUGAUAUAGUUAUACUGUAACUCAGGGGUUCCCAAACUUUUUUAGCUGCGUAUCAAUAAGAGCUAAAAGAUUCUGUUAUCUUUAAACAACUAGGUAUCUUGUCUGUCGGUUUAGAUAUCUUUUGACUUCAUCUGAUAAGAUUUUCUAGAAAAAAUGUUUUGACUUCAAGUAAAGACAGCUCUAAGAUAUUUUAGUCGCGAUCGACAAGUUGGGGACUGCUGACUGGUUAUUAACUGAUUCUCUGAUAGUCACAUAAACUGAAGACUGAUAUUUAUUGUUAUUAAUAGUUUGUAGGUAAUAAAGUGGAUUUGCUACUAA
Molecule: messenger RNA, 909 nt
Organism: Anoplophora glabripennis (Asian longhorned beetle)
Lineage: Eukaryota; Metazoa; Arthropoda; Insecta; Coleoptera; Cerambycidae
Exons: 4
Coding region: 38-559 (173 amino acids)
Source: RefSeq, a predicted model, not a curated record